CAAGGGGCGGGGUUAGUGUCGGUGACUGCUGUUUAAAACGCUCGUGGAUUUUCCCGAAACCUCAGAACGCAAUUGACAGUUAUGAGAGAGGCGCGUGUCAGGUGACAGCUUUCGAAGCACGUUUGUUGAAGCGGAGUGAGACUGAGUUUGGAUACCCACCACGUUAAAGCCCCUGGGAUCUUAGCUUUUUUUUUAUUCCUCUCCUGCGUAUUUUAUACAAGUUCUGCUGUCUUCAACAGGCUGAUGUGGCCAAUGCAGGUCCUGACCUCAAAUGACCGAAGAGUGAGCUCCCUCUGAAAUCCGAAGGUCCUCCUUGGUGACGCCAAGGAAGGAGCGCAGAAAAGGGCGGUUGGCGCCUCCACCUUCUACUCCAUUUUCCUGCGUGUGUGGUCCUGAGAGCGUUCAAAACUGUUUCUCCAACGGUUUUUUCCAGAAACUCAGACUGUUUUGCAAAGCAGAGGCACAGCCGUCCCAGGCGGAAGCGAUGGGAAGCGUGCGCACAAAUCGCUACAACAUUGUGUCCUCCGAGGAAGACGGAAUGAAACUGGCAACCGUGGCGGUGCCCAACGGGUACGGCAAGGGCAAAGUGCACACACGGCAUCAAACCCACAGCCGUUUUGUCAAGAAGGACGGCCACUGCAAUGUACAGUUUGUGAACGUCGGGGAGAAAGGCCAGCGCUACCUGGCAGACAUUUUCACCACUUGCGUGGACAUUCGUUGGCGCUGGAUGCUGGUCAUCUUUUGCUUAGCCUUUGUGCUCUCCUGGUUGUUUUUUGGUUGUAUUUUCUGGCUCGUGGCUCUGCUUCAUGGGGACCUGAAGUCUACUGAGCGCCCUUGUGUCUCCAACGUUGGCAGCUUCACGGCAGCUUUCCUCUUCUCCAUUGAGACGCAGACCACCAUUGGCUACGGUUUCCGGUAUGUGACUGAUGAAUGCCCCGUUGCUGUUUUUAUGGUGGUUUUCCAAAGCAUUGUGGGCUGCAUCAUCGAUGCCUUUAUUAUCGGAGCGGUCAUGGCGAAGAUGGCAAAACCCAAGAAGAGGAACGAGACGCUUGUGUUUAGUCAUAACGCCACCGUUGCGAUGAGGGACAACAAACUCUGUUUAAUGUGGCGGGUGGGGAAUCUACGAAAAAGCCACCUGGUGGAAGCCCAUGUGCGGGCUCAGCUGCUCAAGUCCAGGACAACAGCCGAGGGAGAAUAUAUCCCCUUGGACCAGAUAGACAUAGACGUCGGAUUUGACAGCGGCAUCGAUCGUAUCUUCCUCGUCUCCCCUAUCACGAUCGUACAUGAAAUCGAUGAGGACAGCCCGUUCUACGACAUGAGCAAGCAAGAACUGGAAUGCUCCGAAUUUGAGAUUGUGGUCAUCUUGGAAGGGAUGGUGGAGGCCACAGCGAUGACCACCCAGUGCCGGAGUUCCUACCUGGCCAGUGAAAUAUUGUGGGGUCACAGGUUUGAGCCUGUGCUCUUUGAGGAAAAGAAUUAUUACAAAGUAGACUAUUCUCGCUUUCAUAAGACUUACGAGGUGCCCAGCACUCCGCUGUGCAGUGCCAGAGACCUCGCCGAGAAGAAGUUCAUCCUCUCCAACACUAACUCCUUCUGCUACGAAAACGAAGUGGCAUUGCUCAGCAAGGAAGAGAUGGAAGACAUCGGAGGCAGCUUUGGGCCGGAGGUCACCACCAGCACAGACAGGACCUCCGAAUCGGAACACUUGCAGGCUACGGUGCCGCUAGAGCCGAGGUCGCUGAGGCGGGAGUCCGAAAUCUGAUGGCGCGACCUUCUGAGACAGAUCCAAAAAAAAAAAAAAUUAAAGCUUAUUGUCGAAGUGGCGCAAUGAGCCGAAGAGAUGUUUGGGCUGACGGUACUGCUGAUGUGUGAUCGGGACUGCAGACUGGAGUGGCGUUUUGGUAACACAAAACACAAACAUAAAAAAAAAACACACACACACACGCAAAUAUACAGAAUGGAUCCCGACAACUUUUUU
Messenger RNA from Erpetoichthys calabaricus (reedfish), 1978 nucleotides. RefSeq names its product potassium inwardly rectifying channel subfamily J member 2a (gene kcnj2a). Gene Ontology annotation, molecular function: inward rectifier potassium channel activity. The transcript is spliced from 2 exons. Gene Ontology annotation, biological process: potassium ion import across plasma membrane; regulation of monoatomic ion transmembrane transport. Gene Ontology annotation, cellular component: plasma membrane. The coding region runs from base 485 to 1762 and encodes 425 amino acids. NCBI's taxonomy places the organism in Eukaryota, Metazoa, Chordata, Cladistia, Polypteriformes, Polypteridae. The record is from RefSeq and is a predicted model, not a curated record.